This is a messenger RNA of Achroia grisella, 1268 nucleotides long. RefSeq lists its product as uncharacterized. The transcript is spliced from 5 exons. The record is from RefSeq and is a predicted model, not a curated record. Bases 96 to 1262 code for a protein of 388 amino acids. NCBI's taxonomy places the organism in Eukaryota, Metazoa, Arthropoda, Insecta, Lepidoptera, Pyralidae.
AAGUAUUUUUCUGAUCAUAAUUUUUUAAUGUAAAAUUAAAAAAUAACUCUGAAUAUUAAUAUAAUUUUACUAAAUUGAAAGUAGCGCAUUUAAAUAUGGAUUCUCAAGAACAACCGAAGAAAUGCUUCUGUGCCAGAUGUUUCUUACCAAUAGAUCCCGAAGACAAAGUAGACAUUGAAGGGCAAAAUUUUCACACGCUUUGCAGCACGUGCUGUAUCUGUCGAAUGAUCCCUACAUCCCUUAAAAUGUUCUAUGGGCAUGUGUUUUGUAACGACUGCUUUAAGACCCAUGUUCUAACGAGAUUCAAAGGAGAUAGUCCGCGGAUCCACACCAACAGCUGGUGGAUGCAAUGGGCGCCUGGAACAAAACCUCGGGAAACUAAGGAAGCUACUCAAAAGGAUGAAGAAAUGAAACCGCAGAACGAUGCAGAGGACCAACCUCGAAAGUGCAUUUGUGCACGAUGCCUGCAAGCGGUGGACGAAAAUAAUAAGGUCAAUAUCGGCGGGCAGAACUUCCAUCCACAAUGCGCAAAAUGCUAUCUCUGCCAUUCAAUUCCAACAGACAAAGUGAAAAUCUAUUAUGGACAAGUAUUUUGUGAGGAAUGUUUCCAUCGGCACGUAUUGAACCGCAAUAGGGAUAAUCCAUCUGAGUUUUUUAAGACCUGCUUCGAACAGUGGCAAAACAAUAGCCAGUUUGCUGAAAAUAUGAGGGAGUUUAUGACUGGAAGGGAAAGUACGCCAUUUGUUUUUAUGAUGAAUGAGUCACAGCCACCUCUCUAUAGCUGUGGCACUGGACAAAAGGACUGGUUUCCACCGAAUGAACCUAGGAAAUCUGCAACACCGGCCACCGUAUCUAUUGGCGACGAAUCCUUCGGUACGUGGGAUCUGUCUUUCGAGAAUCGUACCGAAGUAUCGGAGUCCCCCGAAUCGAGCAUCGCCAUCGACGAAUCGGGAAAUCAUGAAGAUAUGAUUGUGGCUGCAGCAGAAAAAAUUGAAAAGCUGACAAAAUACCUUCACGAAAGACGUGGUGAUAACACUCAUGAAAAAAGCGCGAAAAAAUGGAAAAAUUACAUUGAAUGCGGCAAGACGUCGUCGACGUCCGUAAAUGAUCAGUCGCAACACGGAUGGGUCGAUUUGUCAGAUCCGAAAAAUUAUACAACUCAUUUGGAUUGUCCAAAGUGUUUGUGGCAGUGCGGUCCUAUUUAUGUAAACAGUGGAUAUUUACAAAAAGUUUCUUGUGGAGAAAAAUUUUCUAAGGAAUAAAAACGU